ACUAAUGCUCUCGCACAGUUCAUCUUCAUCGCUGCUUGAGGUGAGGUGACACUAACAGGCGUUUGGAUGAAAAGUUGGAAAAGUUUUUCCUCUUCUAUCACUAACCACCAUCACUGGGAUCACACUACUGGACUAGGAUCUACCUAAAAUCAAUUGUGUUUUGUUUUCGUGGUCGUGAAAAUUGGGCUGUUGUUGUGUGGCGUUGUUCGGAAAACUCGGGUCGAUUCAGUUCGUUUGGAUGUAGGAUGUGAAUUGGUGGGCAGGUGAACGGAUUCACAUUGAAAUAGCUAGGAGUGAUAAAAGUGCUGUUUUCUGAGUGGGGGAAAAGCACUCUUCUAAUUAAGCUCCAUUGUGUUUCGUGUGGAAAAUGGUGUUCACAUAUGUUUCGGGAAAACCAAGCUUUCCGACCUGGUUUGAAUUGUUCUGACCUCGCUGGUAAGGCCUGGACUGUGGCAAUUAGUUGGUGCAUAGCAAUUGGAGCGGAAAAUUGAGUUUUCAUUCGCAAUUCCUUGGAACUGGAAAAUCCUUUAGUGCGGUGAGGACGAAGUUGGAAAAACAAAGUGCGUGGGUGGUUUGGUGCCGAGAAGGUAGAGUUUCUUUUGCUGCGGUGUUUGAACUGCUGGUGGACGACGACGGUAUUGCGUUUCAGUGUUGAGGCUCCUACUACGGACCGGAGAAGGUGGUGGUGGUGGCCGCCUAGGCCAGCUUCUUCUACUCUCGACCCACCCGGACCGGAGGCAGGUGGCUGCCGCUGCAACGCUGGAUUUGAUCCGGAAAAAGAUGAAGCCCUAUCAGCCUUCGGAGAAGCUGGUGGUGCGGGAUAGCGUGUCGCUCAGCAUGGACGAGGAGCUGAGCGAUGACGUCGAGGAUGAGGUUUUCAUACGGGAUGGGCGCACCUGUCGGACGUACGAGGACCGUGGGGCCAAGCGUCCCCUGAUGGCACCCAGGCAUCGGGCCGGGGGUAAAAACAGUAAAUCAACAAGUUGCGGCACUUCAAGCCCGAUACUAAAGAAGUAUCGGCGAAGGCGCUGCUGGAAUUGCUGCGAGCCGUUCUGCUACGGAUUGGCUGCAAUCACCGUGUUGAUUGGUCUCAUCGUGUUGGCAGCACUCCUGCUAACGGCCUUCCCCCAACCGCUCCAGAAGAUCCGCGUCUGGUUCCACAAGGAGUCACCCUUCAGCGGUACAGCCAUCCAGGACAAGUUCGACAGCUUGCUGUACAAUGGAAUGGGCACGGGAAACGACUCGGUUGAAAUCGUUCCGUGUACUCGCAUUACGGUGCAGAAGGUUUGGACCCGGGUGGUUGCCCGGGUUAAUAGUGAGAGUCCGCUGAGGAAGCUGGAUGUCAACGGGGACGGCGUGUUGGACGUGAUCGUGGGGUACGGGAUCGAUGAGAUGAUCGACGAUACGCUAGGGUUCAUUCCGCGGUGUACCUCGUUGAAGACCAACCUUACGGAUAUGUGUGGUGGCGGGUUGUUGGCACUUAAUGGGGUCAACGGGGAAACUCUGUGGCAGAGAUGGACAUCGUUUACGAUCUUUUCGAUGAAGUGCGCGAUCGAUAUCAACUCGGACGGGCAGAGUGACUGCGUGGCGGCUGGGAGGGGCGGGUUGAUCCUGGCAGUUGAUGGUAGAAAUGGGAACAUACUGUGGGAAUUGAAGGACUCUUCGGAUUUGGAAAGCUAUGCGGGAACGAGCAUAGAUCUGUACACGAUCAACGUGGUUAGGGAUUUGAAUAACGAUGGAAUUGCGGACGUUUUGGCGGUUCAUGUGGAGGAAUCGCUGCGGGCCCAUGGAGGCCACAUCAAGCUUAUAUCUGGAGCGACUGGAAUAAUUUUAAAGAGUAUUCCUACGCCGUAUCGGGAGGAAAUGUUUGUACCGAUACAGGUGCUUCUGGGAAAAGAUGGAUCGGAGCAGUUCCUGAUGGUGACCGGGGGACAGAGUUCGGCCGGCGGAAUCUACACGUUGAAUCAGGAAAACCUGAUGAAAUUCAACAGCGAGAAGGAUUUUGCACCAGUAUUGCGGAUUAAUUCGUCUGGGUUUAUGGUGCCUGCUGUAUUGACGGACAUCAACGGUGACUCGGUGCAGGAUAUUGUGGUGAACUCGUUCAAUUCUACGGUAUUUGCUUUUGAUGGAGCUAGCAAGAAGCAGCUAUGGUCUUACACGAUAGCAGAUUCGGAGAGCAUCAGCUCGAUAGUUCCUGGACAUUUUGAUCAUGACAAUGUUACGGAUUUUAUGGUGAAGUACAACACGGGUCCAGGUUUUCCGAUAUACUAUUACUCGCAGACUAUGAUCAUCAACGGAAGUAAUGGACAACCGUUUUUGGACAAUUCGGUGAAGGAUUCUGGUGGUUCGAACAGUUUGUUGGGCGGGCUCAGUAUCUCCCAGACGGGUGGUGGAGACUUUUUCUUACAUUGGCAACUGCAGUGUAGAGAUAAGUUUGAGACUACCGAAGAGUACCAAUUUGUUCCAGAGAGCGAUAUCAUUCAACAGUCUCGAGCAGAUGCCUGCAUGCUACGUUACAACAAAUCUUCGGUCUUAAAGCUAUAUACCAUCAACCGACACGUGGAACCUCCAGGUGCCGUGAUCUUCUCAUCGGACGAUCUGCUAAUAAAGCUUAACGAGACAGUCAGCGAACAGCUACGUGAGAAGUUCGUGGCUCCGAUCAAGCAUCCUAAAAUGAAGCUGAAGGUCAAGGAAGAUGGACGGCGGGCAAGUGAGAGCCAGCAAACGCAGGUACGGAUGGAUAAGAAGCUGGAUCUGCACAGUGCUCCACCUGCCGGAGAAGCGGAGGGAGUUUCCGGAGAUGUCGGAGUAGUUAUGAGUGGUCCCAAGCAGGUUGCUUCUGAGUUACGGAAACAGAAGCUCAGGGAACAGAUGCUCAAUACCAAUCAAAUUCCGGAGACUCUGGAGUACGAGGAGGACAAGAAACGGAAACAGAAGAUUAAUUUGAACAAUGUCUACAAAAAGUACACCUACAAUGCGAAUGAUGAUGGAAACUUGUUCAACGGAGACCCGGAUAUCUAUCUACCGUACGAUCAAGUGGAUUCAGAAGCGCGUAACCCAUUCCUACAAAACCCGGUUCCACCGGUGCAACCAAUGCAGCCAGACUACGAUUACAGCGCGGCGAACGAAGACAUCAUGCAACCCGACUUUCAACGGCCUCGUUACAGAAAUGCAGGCAAUCGCUAUUCCGGUGGCAGAGACGUCCGCAGCAAGUUCGGCACAUUUGAUGAUACGGACCUUCGCGAUACCAAUUUGGAAGAGCAGGUGUUCAACGAAUCCAACCCGAAUUCGCAGAUCGUGAAGAAGGUGCUUUUGAACGACGAAAUUCUGGAGGAGCUGAAGGAAAAUGGAAGCAGUUCAAAGGGUUCUAAGGAAACUCUUUGGGAUCUGGAGAUGGAGAAGGAAGCGAAGGAAGCUAUUAAUGAUGUAAGCGCACUCAACUUCGACUACAAUAAGGAGAAGCGACAAGCAGAAUCUACCAUCAGCUCUACGCAAUCUCCAAGCACAACUAUCCCACCACCGACGACUACUGAGUCACCUCCGAAUGAGAAUAUCCUUCCAUCGAUCGCAUCCACGGGACUUUUGCUUAAGUCUCUAAGCUCCACCCAGACCGACCCAACCAUAGAUUAUGUCUUUGUGAUGAACAUUCGUGAGUCGGAAACCUACCCGCCGUUGUUGUUAGAGCAGGACUUGACAUGCGUCAAGGAUAAGCUCUCCGCGUAUCGUACCUACAGUAACGAUGAUUUCCACGUUCUGGAGAAGGAGUUCUUGGUUCGGUGCCUGGAGGAAAGGCUUCCCAAUGUGAAACCGAGCUUCCAAAAGUACGAAACACAGAUCAUCGUGACGCGGUUGGAGAUCGGCUGCUCAUGUCCCGAUGAUCUGAACCCGAAGCGUGAGGUAUGCUCCAAGUUGCACAGCUACGAUCAGCAACGGUGGACCGAGUACAUGGGAAACGCUGGCAAUGGCGUCUACUGAGAUCAGGCCGGAGAGGGUGAGAUGGUGUGAAGGCGAAGGUGGAGAUAAGGCGGGAAAUACAGGAUGCGACAGCCGUAGGAAUAAUUUCUUUCCGUGCUUAGAGUAGGGACUCAUCCUUUUCGGAACUAUUUUCAUCAGCUCUUCUGCAUGAACUAGAUUCUUCCACAAUGAUCUGUUUGAGGCCAACGUAGAGAAUAUGGAAAGGGCAGCGUAAAUAUGUUAAACAUUGCAAUAGAUUUUGUUCGAAUUACAUCCUGAACAUACAUGCGAGCUAAUGUCAACGGAAUACCUCAUCUUAAAUUUUCAAGAGCAAACAUAAAAAAAAAACAAAAAAAAAACGGUUUGCGCUUAAAACAUGAUCUUUGGGUCAUUACCAGUUUUCACACGACAGAGUUCAAUGGAAAUACGGGUACUUCGUCCGCCACAAAACACGUGAAACAUGUAUCCUCGAAGUUAGGUGGAAUGACCUCACUUUAGGGUAUAUAUUUACUAGAGCGACUGGAAGGGAGAGUGGCGUCAUGUUCCAAUUUUGACAGGUCUCCUGCUCGUUUGGAACGGGAAUUGGUAUUGAUUUGACAAAUGAUCGCUGUUCCAAUUUUGGCAUUGGCGACACUCUUCCUUCCAGUCACUUUAAUAUUUACUUUCGUAUAUUCGAAUCGUGCUUAUCGUUCAUACAGGGGUGUAAUCAGGAGGUGACAGUCUAUUGUUUUAUUGGCUCUUGAAAAUUUGAGAUGGGGUUGUGUUAAUAUUCACCUUAACACUCGAAUGAAGCUGGAUCUGACGAACGUUACAAUUGAAAAUCGGUUUUGGCACUGAUCUUUCGUGAUCGCUUACAUGUCAAAAUUGAUCGUUUAGGCGCAGUGUUUGCUACCCUUUAAGCGUUCUUGCCAGAUUACGGAUGAUCAUUGUUUAGCCACUGACAAAUCGCUGCAUAUAAUGCAUACAUUCUCUAAACCUCUAUUACCACACGACAAUGUACAAAACUACUGUUUAUCUAAUUACUACAAAAUGGAACAAAACAUAUGUGAGAAAGCCAAACUAAUGAUCAAUCAACUCUUUUGCUUUCAUUUCUUUAAAAUCUUGUAUUUUCUUUGGGUUGAUAAAGGAUGGGGUGACGAAUAUGACUGCGAAGAAUCAUUUUUAUUAACUAACUAGAGAUGUCGGACCAUCCCGACCGGGCUUCUAUUUUGGGAACUUCCGAAAUAGCUCAGUACAUUUUUGAACAAUUGAUUUAAUUGUUUGUACACGGUGCGAUGCAAAUAGUAUCUAGCCAUGUAUAAAAUUUCAAGCCAAUUGUUUUGAAAUCGACUGAGUUAUGGCAUAAAAGUGCAAAAAUACCAGAUUCUGUCCAAGUGGUUCGGCCUCCUACAUCUAGAAUAGAUUACAAACGUUAAGGUGUCAAUAAUUCCAGUGACAUAUUUCAAAAAGCUGUACUUACUAACUGAAAGAUAAGACACACAACAACCUAAGCAUACCAAUCAUGUUUAUUUUUUUGAAACAGAUUCUAACAUAGUUAAUUUGUAGAUAAGUGUAACAGAAUAAAUUUAUCGAUCAGAAAAGAAAUGUUAUAGGAGAUGCGGUACUGGAGCAGUACUGUACACGCACACUUGAUUUGAUGGAAUGUGUAAAUAAAGGAGAAAAAGAAA
This is a messenger RNA of Aedes albopictus (Asian tiger mosquito), 5621 nucleotides long. RefSeq lists its product as uncharacterized. The transcript is spliced from 7 exons. The record is from RefSeq and is a predicted model, not a curated record. Bases 781 to 3975 code for a protein of 1064 amino acids. Lineage: Eukaryota; Metazoa; Arthropoda; Insecta; Diptera; Culicidae.